Molecule: messenger RNA, 3595 nt
Organism: Oryzias melastigma (Indian medaka)
Lineage: Eukaryota; Metazoa; Chordata; Actinopteri; Beloniformes; Adrianichthyidae
Gene: shisa8b
Product: shisa family member 8b
Exons: 8
Coding region: 1581-2999 (472 amino acids)
Biological process (GO): regulation of short-term neuronal synaptic plasticity; regulation of AMPA receptor activity
Cellular component (GO): dendritic spine membrane; postsynaptic membrane; AMPA glutamate receptor complex
Source: RefSeq, a predicted model, not a curated record
GGGGGUGGCAGUGGUACAGUCCAGGUAAAGCGCGUAGAGUCUGAUUAGAGAGCACGCGCGUGGCUAGACAGUAGUUCCUGGAAGCAUUUCCCGGGAAUUUGGGAACAGAAACGCUGAGCGGAUAUUUUGUUGAAAUGAAAAAGAAAUUUGGAGAAAGAUUUAGGAACCGCCCAUCCAUCCAUGCGGCUGCAGGAGAGAAGACAUGCUAGCUGCAGCGACACGGAACUCCUGGAAACUGCAGGAUUCAACUCAUCUUGAUGUUUUUGAGUUUACUUUGCAAGACCAGAAAGGAAAGAAAAAUCCAGACUCCAUGUUCCUCAGCGACAGCCCAGAAGUCUGACGCUCUAGAGAAGAUCUGUGAGGAGGAGUGGGCCAAAACCCCUGUAGUGUCUGCAAACCUGCAUGCAACGCUGCAGAAGUGACAUGAAAGUCCAGGAAUCGUUGGUUUGGCAGCUAGAGAGGAAGAUUUCAGUGAGAGGCAAUCAGAGCGAAAAGCCUUCAGUCUGACUCAUCGUUCAAUUAAAACUUUUGAGUCGAGUCUUCAGAGAUGGUGGCAUCCGUGUGGAGGAGAUUAGAAGCUGUUGCUGAAGUCGCGGCAUCUCCUAAUUCAAGUCAGACAAAAGCUGGAGGAAGACCUCUGCUUCCUCACUCUCUAAGCAGAGAGAAGAUGUGGAGCAGGAGACGGGCGAGGACGCGUGGAGAUCAGCAGGAUUCCAGAUGAGUCCACUUCAGCCCAAACUGAGGCUGGAAAAAUCUUCAAUCUCCAGUUGCUGCUGAUCCAGCAGAGCAACAGGAAGUUCAGAGACGACCACGUUCUGAUGGGUUCCUGCUUAACUUCAUGAAAUUCUUCCAUCUAUCAGGAGAUUCUCCUUGUUUUCAUGUAUUCCCCGCCUUACGUCCUCCAUCCUUCCAGGCGUUCCUGCUCCGAGGAUGAUGGGAGAUGCAGCUGGAUGUGACUCCCCCUCCACGCUCUCCCUCUCCUCCCUCCCCGGCGCUGAUGGGAGGUAGAGGAGGACGUCUCAUUUAGUUUCUAACUGUUGCGGCGCCGGCUGCAGCCUCUCGCUCACGGAGAGAAACCCACGGCGGAUCUGACGGAGCAGCUUUGGAAGAAGAGAUCAAGAGGAGGAGGUUGUUGUUGUUGUUUGUGUGAAGUUCAGAGAUGGAGCCGCCAGCUGAGAUGGAAAACACAUGAGAACGGUGUGGAGGAAUGCUGGGAAGGAAAGUUUGUGGAUUUUUCUGAGACGAUUCUUGUUAUUUUGGGGGAAAAGAGCUGAGAGGUGAGAUUUGAAAUUCAUUUUCACCUAAAAUCCUACAUUUUCCUCAGUUUUCUGUAGGUUUGUUUGUACAUUUCCAGUGGUUGUGACCUUUAAAAACGCCCUCUCUUCCUGAUCGAUUCCAUAGGAAUGGAGGAUCAAUGGAAAUGUCAUGAGCUUUUAGAGGAGCAUGUUUGGUUUAUCCUCCUGCUUCAUGACAACACUGACAGAAUCUAAACCUUCUUUUAGUGUUUGUUGCUCAUGAAAGCGUAAAAAUAUCCUUUUCUCAUCGCUGACCUUUAGUCUGACGGUAACAUCUGUUUCCAAAUGUCACCGUCCUGUUUGAAGCCCGCAGGUGAGAGAAGCAUGGCAGCCAUCAACCCUUCACCCCGGCACUUCUUCCUCUUCUUCGUCGUCUCCCACCUGGUCUCCCCUCCGGCUCUGGCUCAGGACGACUCCGCCUCCUCCAAGGUGGCGGUGACGAAGGGCGGCUCCUUCGCCGUCCCCACCAAACUGAACAACCAGACCGCCGAGGAGACCACGCAGAGCUCGCCCCCGGAGACGGGACUCUCCACUCCCAGCAGCGGAGGGGACGCGGACGACGAGGACCUGCCCCCCGCCGGCGGCACGCGCUGCCAGGGUUACUACGACGUGAUGGGCCAAUGGGAUCCGCCGUUCAACUGCAACGCCGGCGUCUUCCUGUACUGCUGCGGGACCUGCUUCUACCGCUUCUGCUGCCAGUUCCGGCAGCAGAGGCUGGACCAGACCAUCUGCUCCAACUACGACUCGCCCAUCUGGGCCAACACCGGCAAGCCGGUGGCCACCAUCACGGAGGGCCAGGCGGACCAGGACCGGGACCGCACUCACCUCAUCGUGUACAUCAUCUGCGGGGUGGUGGCCGUCAUGGUGCUGGUGGGCAUCUUCACCAAACUGGCCGUGGAAAAGACCCGCGGAGGGAGUGGCCGGGGGGCGGGGCCUGCUCAGCCUGACCUCAACACCAGGACGCUCACAGACCUCCUGAAGCAGCGAGGAAGUGACGCCAGCUCCAUGGAGAACACCGUGACCGGCUCGCCCGGCGGCGGCGGCGGCAGACGGGCCAACGGCGUUUCGUCCAGGAUGCUGCGCAGCAGAAGUGAACAGUACCAGCUGAACAACUCGGCGUACGGGCUGGCAGGACCAGGGCUUCCACAUCCUCAGAGCAACCACAGCACCCUGGGGCUGAACAAGUACGCCUCCCUCAAAGCUGUGGCCGAGACUGCGUCCCGCAGCCACUACAAGAGCUUCCCGGUCAUGGACUUCUCCCAGUACCAGCACGCUCCCGCCUUCCAGCCCGUGCAGCCCAAAGAGAAGUCCUACAUCCACCAGCCGUUACCGGCGCACGCCGACAUCCACGGCCCGCUCUCCAUCUCCAUCCCCCCCAGCAACCUGGAGCAGUGCCGCCUCCCCAAGACCGUCACGCACCCCUUCAUCUCCAGCUCCGCCUUCAAAGCCUGGGAGGCCACGGACCGCCACGUCCACCGGCAGACCUCCGUCCCCGCCAACAACUCCACGGCGCUGCACGGCUCCCGGAGACACGGCUACUCCACGCGGAGGCAGCGCAGCAUCGAGGACAUGCCGGAGGUCUUCAACCAGCCGUACGGCGCCGCCUACAGAGGGGGCGGGCACGGCCAGCAGCAGCCGUCGUACAACCGCAACGCCAGGCAGAAGAGCUACUCCACCCACAGCGCCACCGAGGUGACCGUGUGAGCGGCGCCGGGCCUCAUCCAUGAGACUCCCGUCCUCCUCAAAGGUCACACGGGCUUCACACUCCACCACAGCAGCUCCACGCCCGCAGACGUGGCGGUGGAGGCGGUACGCCACGUUCACGGGACGGGACGAAUCCUUUCUGCGAGCUUUGAGCGGACGGCCCAAAAAGUCAACAUUUUCUGACGACAGAUUCUACGGUGAUUUCUAAAUAGAUCGAAGGAAUCUUCAGAUUUUAGAGCAAAACGUUAAAACAUCUUCAGUCACUAAGUUUGAUCACAUUUUUACAGAUUCAUUUGGCAAAACACACUAAAAUGAGUCAUUUUGAGUAAACAAAGGCUCUCAAAACAGCUUCAUCUUCCGCUUUGUUAAAUACAGUUUCAUGUUUUAGCAAAAAAAAACACAAACUCCACCUUUCUAGUUUUUCUAAAAAGAGAAUUAAACUUUAUUUGCAGCUUAUUUUUAAAUCGAAUUUAGCCUCAGUGUCAACAAAUCAAACAUUUUAGACCAGAAAUACUUGAAAGAAUAAAAUCUGUGGAUCAUUUUUACCUUUAAUGUUUUGACACAGGUGAGGGAACAAUAAAGUUUUAUUCAAACUC